UGGGGUUACUUUUGUUGGCGGGAAAAGUAGAGAGGUUUUCGCGCCGGGGCGGGGCUACGCUAGGCUCUUUCGCGCGGCUCCGCUGGCAGGAGUUCCCUAGCAGCAAGCAUGGCCGGGACCGUGGUGUUGGAAGAUGUGGAGCUGCGAGAGGCGCAGAGAGACUACCUGGAUUUCCUGGACGACGAGGAAGAUCAGGGAAUUUAUCAGAGCAAAGUUCGGGAGCUGAUCAGUGACAACCAGUACCGCUUGAUUGUCAAUGUGAAUGACCUUCGCAGGAAGAAUGAGAAGAGGGCUAACCGCCUCCUGAACAAUGCUUUUGAGGAGCUGGUUGCCUUCCAGCGGGCCUUAAAGGAUUUUGUGGCCUCCAUUGAUGCUACAUAUGCCAAGCAGUAUGAGGAGUUCUACAUAGGUUUGGAGGGCAGCUUUGGCUCCAAGCACGUCUCUCCCCGGACUCUCACCUCCUGCUUCCUUAGCUGUGUCGUGUGUGUCGAGGGCAUUGUCACUAAAUGCUCUCUAGUUCGCCCCAAAGUCGUCCGCAGUGUCCACUACUGUCCUGCUACCAAGAAGACCAUAGAGAGACGUUAUUCUGACCUCACCACUCUGGAGGCCUUCCCAUCCAGCUCUGUCUAUCCCACCAAGGAUGAGGAAAACAAUCCCCUUGAGACAGAAUAUGGACUUUCUGUCUACAAGGACCACCAGAUCAUCACCAUCCAGGAGAUGCCAGAGAAAGCCCCCGCUGGCCAGCUGCCCCGCUCCGUGGACGUCAUCCUGGAUGAUGACUUGGUGGACAAAGUGAAGCCCGGUGACCGAGUCCAGGUGGUGGGCACCUACCGCUGCCUUCCUGGAAAGAAGGGAGGCUACACCUCAGGGACCUUCAGGACUGUCCUGAUUGCCUGUAACGUGAAGCAGAUGAGCAAGGAUGCUCAGCCUUCCUUCUCUGCUGAGGAUAUAGCCAAGAUCAAGAAGUUCAGUAAAACCCGUUCUAAGGAUAUCUUUGACCAGCUGGCCAGGUCGCUGGCCCCUAGCAUCCAUGGCCACGACUACGUCAAGAAGGCCAUCCUCUGCUUGCUCUUGGGAGGGGUGGAACGAGACCUUGAGAAUGGCAGCCACAUCCGUGGGGACAUCAAUAUCCUCCUGAUAGGAGACCCGUCCGUUGCCAAGUCCCAGCUUCUGCGCUACGUGCUGUGCACCGCACCAAGGGCCAUCCCUACCACCGGCCGGGGCUCCUCUGGAGUGGGUCUCACGGCCGCCGUCACCACAGACCAGGAGACAGGGGAGCGCCGUCUGGAGGCGGGGGCCAUGGUCCUGGCCGACCGGGGCGUGGUGUGCAUCGACGAGUUCGACAAGAUGUCCGACAUGGACCGCACGGCCAUCCACGAGGUGAUGGAGCAGGGCCGCGUCACCAUCGCCAAGGCCGGCAUCCACGCCCGGCUCAACGCCCGCUGCAGUGUUCUGGCAGCUGCCAACCCCGUCUACGGCAGGUACGAUCAGUAUAAGACCCCCAUGGAGAACAUCGGGCUGCAGGACUCACUGCUCUCCCGAUUCGACCUCCUCUUCAUCAUGUUGGAUCAGAUGGAUCCCGAGCAGGAUCGGGAGAUCUCAGACCACGUCCUCCGAAUGCACCGCUACCGGGCCCCCGGGGAACAGGACGGUGAUGCAAUGCCUUUGGGGAGUGCCGUGGAUAUCCUGGCCACGGAUGACCCCAACUUUAGCCAGGAAGACCAGCAGGACACCCAGAUUUAUGAGAAGCAUGACAACCUUCUGCAUGGCACCAAGAAGAAAAAGGAGAAGAUGGUGAGUGCGGCUUUCAUGAAGAAAUACAUCCACGUGGCCAAAAUCAUCAAGCCCGUCCUGACGCAGGAGUCGGCCGCCUACAUCGCGGAGGAGUACUCCCGCCUGCGCAGCCAGGACAGCAUGAGCUCUGACACUGCCCGGACAUCUCCAGUGACAGCCCGGACGCUGGAAACUCUGAUUCGAUUGGCCACGGCCCACGCCAAGGCCCGCAUGAGCAAGACGGUGGACCUGCAGGACGCGGAGGAGGCUGUGGAGCUGGUCCAGUAUGCUUACUUCAAGAAGGUUCUCGAGAAGGAGAAGAAGCGUAAGAAGCGAAAUGAGGAUGACUCGGAGACAGAAGAUGAAGGGGAGAAAAGCCAAGAGGACCAAGAGCAGAAGAGGAAGCGGAGGAAGACCCGUCACUCGGAUGCCAAAGAUGGAGACUCCUAUGACCCCUAUGACUUCAGUGACACCGAGGAGGAAAUGCCUCAGGUGCACACUCCCAAGGCAACAGACUCGCAGGAGACCAAGGAGGCCCAGAAGGUGGAGCUGAGCGAGUCCAGGUUGAAGGCCUUCAAGGCAGCCCUUCUGGAGGUGUUCCGGGAAGCUCACGCACAAUCGGUGGGCAUGAAUCGCCUCACAGAAUCCAUCAACCGGGACAAGGAAGAGCCUUUCUCCUCCUCAGAGAUCCAGGCUGCGCUGAGCCGGAUGCAGGAUGACAACCAGGUCAUGGUCUCCGAGGGCAUCGUCUUCCUCAUUUGAGGGGCCUCGUCUCUUGGGCUUUACGUUUUUACGUUUCCUCCCUCCCCCUGCUCCCCCAGUAUUUGCCUUCAUUCCCGGAAUGUCAGUGUUGGAUGGAACUGAAGUGGGGCCCGCAUGUGGAAGCGGAGUCAGGACUCCAUGGAAGCUUGGGGGAUGGGUGAUGAAAGCCGCUGUGGAGCGAAGAAGGUGGGCAGGACCAAGACGAUGGCGUCCUCCCUGCUGACAGCCAGAUCACACUCCACGGCCCCUCCCCAAGCGAGCACCCAGUUUUUUUUAGGCACAGCUAGUUUCUGUUCAUCUUUUCUCUGUGUGUGGGCUGUUUCUUCCCUCCUGCGCACUUUGGUCUAGAACAAACUUUGGGUGGUUCUGUGCUGGUGGAGGGAGAGAGGCUGAGGCAAGUCCUAAGACCAGGAAAGCUUGCUUUGCACUGCCACCAUACGUACAAAAGACUCAUACGAACUUUUGACCCAUAUAGCCAAGACAUUGAAUAAACUUAGACUUUUUUUUUUUUUUUUUUUUUUUUUACUGUGCACGUGGCCUUAAUACUGUGAUUUUAUGGACACUUAGGUUACGUUUCCUUGCAAGCUCCACCCCGUGGGCUGGGCUGCCUGCCUUUCCCUGCCUUUACCCAGAGUCACCGCACGGUGGCAGCAGUCCGCUGCACUCUCCGGGGGUUAGGCCUUCUCUGGGCAGUUCAAUUCUCAGCCCAGCAUAGUGGAUUAAGUAAGCGUCCCACAUUGCUUCAGCUGGGUGUAGGUCGCCACCACGGCUCACAUCUGAUCCCUGGCUGGGAACUCCAUAUGCUGCAGGGCAGCCAAAAAAGAAAACACUGCGAGCUAAACUUUGCUGAUUUAAAAUAGCUCAAGGACCGCAGGAGGCCAGUGAGUGAAAGUCUGGGAAGGUUGACCCUCUGCCUGGGUUUUCUAAGCAGGAAUCAAAUCCCCUUCAUGGAGAAAUGAUACUUGAUACCUCAGACACCUAAAUCGUGUAAAUUCCUACUCAUUAAGAGAUCCCCUUAAAGGAUCCUCGUGAAACCAUUUAGCUUCUGGUGUCCAGCCCUUAGAGCUUGUUAGCCGUUUGCAGAGAAGUUUGUGGAGGGACCAGGGCGUGACUUCUAUCCUGCUCUGUGGUUGGUUCUUCUGAGGAAAUUUUGAGGUUACUGAAAUAAAAAGAAGAAAACAAAA
Molecule: messenger RNA, 3719 nt
Organism: Phacochoerus africanus (Common warthog)
Lineage: Eukaryota; Metazoa; Chordata; Mammalia; Artiodactyla; Suidae
Gene: MCM3
Product: minichromosome maintenance complex component 3
Exons: 17
Coding region: 109-2535 (808 amino acids)
Biological process (GO): DNA strand elongation involved in DNA replication; DNA replication; double-strand break repair via break-induced replication
Cellular component (GO): nucleus; MCM complex
Molecular function (GO): ATP hydrolysis activity; single-stranded DNA helicase activity; ATP binding
Source: RefSeq, a predicted model, not a curated record